CUAUUAAUAAUAGAAGUGAGUCUUGUGCCUUUAGGUAGAAACUGGUUUAAUGAACUAAGUGUCAAGGGCUUAUAUAGUUAAUUAUGCAGUAUUUCAUGUUACUGCAUAGGUGUGUGCGUAUUUGAGAUUAGCUGUACAUUUUGAAGGAUUGUGAGAAAAUGAUUCCACUUGGAGUCUUUCUGACAGGGUCACUUACCAGCUAUCCGGUGUGAAAUUGACAGGAUAAAACUUGAAUAAGAACGUACACUGGCUCAAUGGUUUGCUCAUAACUAUAAUUACACCCUGCUCUGACCUGACCUGUGUGUAGAGAAUGCAAAAUCCAGGCCUUUUGAAGUGGGAUUUCCUUUGUUGCAAGACUCAACUCACUGCCACUGUGGGAGGGUUUUAGGCAUGAAGUUUACAAUGAAGCCAUGAUACUUUUAUACAAGAAAUCAAUAGCUUCUUUAGAGCUUCUUUAGAGCCUCUAGGGACAGUUUAAGCAUGAUGAAUACACAAAUCUCAGUCUUCACCUUAUUCAUUCUGUAUAUUCAUGCCAUGUGGGCAUGGGCACAAUUCAGGGUUUUUUUUCCCUUCAAAUAUAUAUGGAAUAUAGUGAAUAUAUAAUGCCAACCAUACCGCUAAACCUGCUACAGUAAUACCAGCAUAACAACCAAUAACAAUGGAGGGCUAUGUUCACAGGGAUAUGUUGAAAUAAACAUCAAAAAAUUCAAAAGCAGUUUGGGCAUGAGGCAGUAAUACACCAUCUGUGGGACCCCCGACCAUCUUUUAAGCAUCCUUUUCAACAAAAUCAGUGCAUGCUCCUACUCAGAAUAUUUACAGUGUUUUCAUAAUUGAUUCUCCAAUAGGAUUGAUUUUGCGGUGUUUAUGUGCACAAGCAGACCAGUUCUCUAUUGUGUACUAGUGUUUUUUAAGACCCCAGGACCGGAAAAUAUUGAUUUAGUGUAUUAUUAGAAAAAAGGGAAGACUGUGGCCACAUUUAGGCUUGAGAUUCCCCAGUGCCAUGGUAGUGGCUUGUGGUCCAUAUGUGACAUGCAAAGCAAUGGACACCCAUUCAUUAAUACAGACCGGUGAGCACAGUAACACAGUCACAGCUGCAGCUAAUUAAAGAAGGCAGCUAGGGGAACUUUAAAUCUUUUGAAAUCUCAAACUUACAAAUUGAGGCAAAUCUUUUCUAAAAUACAGGGAGCAGUAAUUACUAUCCUGAAAAAAGUGGCUAAAAGUUACCCAGGCAUUCGCCACUAAAUGUACCAUGCCUUCAGCAUGGGCUGGUUUUCUUGAAAUGGCAGUAAGGCAUCUUUGCUAACUCUGGAUUCACAUGUGGGUAUGUUUAACAUUCCAGUGAUUACAUGGCUGUGGUUUACCUGCUCAGUAUGGAAAAAUGGGAAUAGCAUUUUUUUUCACAAACUAAGGAAGCCUCUCAUUGGGACUUUUAGGAAUACAUGGUAUCAGCAUGAUCCCAGUAAAGCUAGAGGCCAAGAAAUUGUUCCAGUUUCACACAUCAGUUUGAAAGUACAUGCUUCUUUUCAUGUUUGUUACCCACCAAUAUUAAUGUUUGUUGCUUCAAAUGUCUCAGUAUCCCAAUGAUACUGACAGUUUUAUGGGUUCUUGCUUGAUUUUUUUUCUUCCUAACUUGUAUCUGCUUGUGAUGUCAGCAUGACUGUUUGAAAGUGUACCAUGACACAGUUCCUUCCUGUGUUGGUUUACAUUCCAUGUGUCCACUUGGCGCUGAAGGUGACGCAUGCAGUGAACAUUUGCAAAGGGUGAACGUAAGCAGCUUCCAAACAGGAACAAGCCGCUUACAAACAACCGACAUCACACCCUUCUUUUUGUUACAUUUGGUCAUCUUUCCAGACUCACUGCAAGGGGUGUAAUUGCUGACUCAUACCAGCUGACAUCUCAUAAACAGAACCCCGAAGAUUCCCUCUCUUUUUUUUAUCUUAUGUUUAUAGAAGAACAUGCUGAAGAUGAUGAGGAACCACCUUCGCUGCUCAGCUCCUAUGUUCUUUAUGAUGCUGUGUCCAUGGGUGGUGCUCGCUGCUCCAUGUCAGACGGGUCGGGCAUGUGUGUGUCUGCACUGUCCUACUGGACAGGAGCCGUCCACGGCGUGCAGCGAAGUGGAGGGUCCUGACGCAGUGGUGGAGUGUCGUCAUUGUCAGCCAGGCACUUUCUCAGACUCCCACGGUCCAGAUCAGUGCACUGUACACACACAGUGCAGGAGCCUGAACCGUCAAUUGGUGACGCCCGGCACCUCGGAAUCUGACGCAGUGUGUGGAGCCUGUCUGUCUGGGUUUUACCCUGCACUGAGUACACAGAGCUCCUCCACCCUGUGUCCCUGCGUGAGGACGUCUCUAGUUCGUUUGCGACGUAAUGCAGGAAAGAGUGCACGAGGGGGUGGAGCCGGAUCGGGUGGAGCAGGAGUGGGCGCGGCUAACAGCACAGCUGUACAUUCAGCAGAGGAGAAGACUGCAGAGUAUGCUGUGUUUGCUCUCGUCCCUGUGUUCUGUGUAAUUGGCCUGCUGGGCAUUCUCAUCUGCAACCUGCUCAAGAAGAAGGGCUACAAGUGCACAACAGAGAAGGAGAGGGCAGAGCUGGAGGCAGGCGCGCUCCAGAAAGAGGGUAAUCCUUGCCCUUAUGUUAUAGAAGAUCAGAAUGAAGACACCAUAAGUGCAUUGGUGCGCCUCAUCACAGAAAAGAAAGAAAAUGCAGCUGCCUUGGAAGAGUUGUUACUGGAAUACGAGAACAAGCAGACAACUAGUAGCACAAGAUCAUCAAUCAAGUUUCCUGGCUUCCUCCAGUUCCGCUCGUUGCCCAGGCUCUGUAGCCACCAUCAACACAUUCAUACUAUCAAUGGAAUGGCCCCACUUUCUGGUUUCAGCUGCUCACGCUGCAGUCAGAAGAAAUGGCCACAAGUGCUGUUGCCCCUCACCAUCAACACAAAUAAGACAUCCUGUGCCACAUCUAUCCCUUCCUCACCUGGCGAGGGCAGGGUCCUCAAUGUGGGAAGGUUCCAGGUGGCUCAGAUCCUGGAGGGUGACCAAGUCUCUGUGGUGACAACCCCGGUAGAGUCCAGUGACACAGAUACGAUAGACUCUACCAGCAUGGAACCUGCUGAAGAAUUAUCCCUACUUGGGGGAUCGUCUUCUGCAAACUGUCUCUCUUCAAAGAGCAAACAGGAUAUGAGUGUGUGAAUGAACUAGUGGAAGAAAACGUGAAGCAUCCAUCAGGACUACGUCAUCUACACCACAGCAAGCACAACCUCGUCGGUGGACUCCUAAGGAAGUGUCGAGGCUGAAGCAGGAUGGGAAUUGUAUUCACCCCUAUGGGGAGUUAGCCUUGAAUUCCGGAAAACAGGAAUUGGUCUUUAUAAGAGUUUUUGAAGCUAUUUUAUUAUGUUUUUAAAAAAAGAAACAAUUUUUUCUCAGGCCUUGCGAACUGAGGGUUUAAAAAAUCUGUAAGUGAGAAAACUUUAAAGGGGAGAGAUGAGACCUGGCAUAGUACCCUAAUGCAAAAUGUGAAAUAUAACCAAGCACUAUGGAAAUUGUAGUGUAGACCUUUAUAAAUGUAAAUGAUUGUCCCUUAUUAAAGCUAAACACUGCUCCACUAAACAUAUACAGUAGAAGGUAUGCAUCAAAUAUAUUACUAUUAUUGAAUGAAUUUUGGUCAUCUAAUGCUAAUAGAUCACAUUAAAUAAUCUGACAGGCACAGAUAUUUUUCCAAACAUAGAUCCAUACCUCCAAAACAGGUACAGCCAAUUAUCCCAUUAAAACACUUAUUUCACUGAUGUAAAUAACUCCUGAUAUGUACUGUAUAGUGUAGCAUGUAGACUGGUAUUAUCAGUUAUUUUAUAUUAGGAGCAUAUCAUUUUUUUUUUUUACUCUGUAGACUUGUGCAGGGGCUUGAUAGGUGGCAUUAAUUUUGUUCUCAUGAAGAGAUCUGCCUGAAUAAUAUGGUUCUCAAUGCAUUAGAGUCAGCUCCUGCCUUUGAGGGCAGAAUUGGGUAGUAUUAAGAUCAGAAAAGCUCUAUGCGUUAUGCAUGUAGCUGCAUUUAGCUGUGCUGCUGUUGAGUAUUAAUGUCUGAGCAGUUGCUUUUAAAUCGCAAUCCAAACCCUAAUGUUUUUCCUGCUCACUGAUAGGGCUCAUGGUAUGAUAACCUAGUCUAAAAUAUCAUGGUUUCAUGGUACCACGGUAUUAAUCAACCAUUUAAAAAUGCACAAGUUGGUGGUGAAAAUGACACUUUUUCAACAGUGACAUUUCCAUAAAUCUCCUAGGCAGUAUUUAUCACAUUGUUAAAAAGCUGAAGCUAAAAGAAAGAGUAGCUUUGCAGAGUCACAGCCAGACACAAAAGGGACAACUGGAGUAAGGAGCUUGAUCAAAAUGAAAAACAGUAUUAGAAAAUUCAUUUUAAUGGGUAUUUUGAAGAAACGAACCAUAAGGAAACUAUCCAAUUAUACGCCGUGAAUAAGCAUGAAACUGCAACAUCGUAUAACCCUGAUCAAAUGGGGCAGUAGUAACGCAUUGGCUCAGAAGGCUUUUUAUGCCACCAGGGUUGUUAUGGUGUUGCAGUUUCAUUGUUAUUCACGGUGUAUGAUUGGAUGGUUUCCUUAUGGUUCAUUUCUUCAAAAUACCCAUUAAAAUGCGUUUCCAUCUAUUACUGUUUUUCAUUUUGCUCAAGUUCCUUACGCCAACUUCCUUCUCCCAAGAUGUUCAGGCCACACUGCAGUUUAGAGUUUACACUGUGCUCACUCACCUAAAUCAACUCAUAAAGCACUUAAUUAGCUGAGUAAGGUGAGAAAGAUCAAGGAAACAGCUAAACUGCCUAACACUGUGACCCUUUCCAACUGUUCUAGCCUGGUCUUCCUCUAAGAUCUUGAUAUUGUCAAGAUAGUAGAAAAAUUUUCAGCAACACAUUCAGGAUUUAGCUUUAUUAUUCCAUCAUUACUAGGAUUCCAUGAGGAAAAUAUAUUUUUUAAUAGGGCUUGCUCUUAAAAGAAAGUCUAAAUUUUCUAACAUAGCUUGCUUCGAUAGCUUGCCAAUGCUAGCUAGCUAACUUCAUACACAGGUUGGACUAGCUAUCUUAAUUUUAACUAUGAGAGUGUCUUCAUGUAAGCUUCUACUUGAACACAUACAACUGCUAAUCCAAACACUAAAGAAAAUGUUUCUCUCUGAGACACAGUUAGAAUGCGUUAUAAACAUAUUAGAGUCUUCACUAAAGGAAUGCUGGCAUAGCAAAUACUUCACAAUAUGGUAUAUGUUGAAUAUUACAAUAUAUUGACACAUGUUUAAGCCAGAGUUAAGCUUUGUUUUAAACUAAAGAGCAAUAUAAGGGGGCACUAAUGACCCAUCAAACCACUGUGAUAUCCCAUGGUGCAUCAUCAAAGCUACCUCCCUGUGUAACUAGUUAUCACUUAUAUUUUGCUACAACAUUUUUGUUCAUUUUUUCAUCCUUGCACAAUUUAGCAGUAUGCCUCUGCAUGUGUGGGAAUUUACACUGAAACAAUGGCUGGUGUAAACUAUACUGGUGGAACACCUGAAAUACGCACAAGCACACUCAUGCACAGGCCUCUGCUUAGACAAAGGCACGAAACAGAUGAUGAAAAUAAAUGAACUUCAUUGGUUCCGGUGUCCGGCGGAUAUCAUUGCGCCUCAAUUUAGUAUUCACAGAAAACUACAACGUGAAAAUACUAUAGUCAAAAAUUAUCAUCAUAUGAUUUGCAGUAAUAUUCAAACCUUGAACAAAUCUUAGAUUUUCAUGUUGUUAAUGUUGUUAAUGUUUUCCUUAUUUUAUUUUUUGUUUUAUUUUUGAGUAUUGAAAACUCAUGAUGCCCCCCCCCCCCCCACUCCCCCACCCCCCAAAACAGUAUUUUAUUAUAUUUUUGGGAUCUGAAAUCUGUGGGUUCUACCAUACUUGUUACGGUGUUAAUAACCAGACUGAUGUAAUGAGAAUGGAAAGAAAAGAAUCUCUGCAUCAUUGUUGCUUUUUAUUUAUUUCAUUAUAACAUCAUAAGCUUUGUCUUCAUAUUUUACCUCUUUAAAUAAAGGAUAAGUCUUGAAGAAA
This is a messenger RNA of Ictalurus punctatus (channel catfish), 6054 nucleotides long. RefSeq names its product RELT TNF receptor (gene relt). The record is from RefSeq and is a predicted model, not a curated record. The transcript is spliced from 12 exons. Bases 1956 to 3188 code for a protein of 410 amino acids. Gene Ontology annotation, biological process: apoptotic process. NCBI's taxonomy places the organism in Eukaryota, Metazoa, Chordata, Actinopteri, Siluriformes, Ictaluridae. Gene Ontology annotation, molecular function: protein binding.